AUGGUGUUAGAUCUGGAUCUUUUCCGUUCGGACAAAGGCGGAGACCCCGAAAUAGUAAGAGAAACACAGGCGAAGAGGUUCAAAGACGUGUCCCUUGUGGAUAAACUGGUACAUGCGGAUGCCGAAUGGAGAAAAUGCCGCUUCACAGCGGAUAAUCUGAAUAAGGUGAAGAACUUGUGCAGCAAAGCCAUUGGGGAGAAGAUGAAGAAGAAGGAGCCACUAGGAGAUGACGACUCCCUUCCUGAAGAUGCAGAGAAUUUGGAGGGCCUGACCGCAGACAUUUUGUCGGCCCUUACGGUGACCCAGAUCAAGAAGAUCCGGCUGCUGGUGGAUGAAGCGGUGCAGAAGGGGGACUGCGAGCGCCAGCAGCUGGAAGCUGAGCGCUUCGAGUACCUGCGUGAGAUCGGCAACUUGCUGCACCCCUCUGUGCCCAUCAGCAACGAUGAGGAUGCAGAUAACAAGGUGGAGAGGACCUGGGGUGACUGCACAGUACAGAAGCGAUACUCGCACGUGGACCUAGUGGUCAUGGUGGACGGAUUCGACGGGGACAAGGGAGUCGUGGUGGCCGGCAGCCGAGGCUACUUCCUCAAGGGUCCACUGGUGUUCCUUGAACAAGCCCUGAUAAACUUCGCCCUGAGGGUUCUGCAUAGCAAGAAUUACACGCCACUCUACACGCCCUUCUUCAUGAGGAAGGAGGUCAUGCAGGAAGUUGCUCAGCUCAGCCAGUUUGAUGAAGAACUCUACAAGGUGAUUGGAAAAGGCAGCGAGAAGUCCGACGACACCAGCCUGGAUGAGAAGUACCUGAUCGCCACGUCGGAGCAGCCCAUCGCAGCCUUCCUGCGAGAGGAGUGGCUGAACCCGGAGGAUCUGCCCCUGCGCUUCGCCGGUAUCUCCACCUGCUUCCGGCAGGAGGUGGGCUCGCACGGGAGAGACACUCGCGGCAUCUUCCGCGUGCACCAGUUCGAGAAGAUUGAGCAGUUUGUUUACGCCUCUCCUCAUGACAACAAGUCCUGGGCAAUGUUUGACGAGAUGAUUGGCACCGCGGAGGAGUUCUACCAGUCCCUGGGGAUCCCGUACCGCAUCGUCAACAUCGUCUCAGGUGCCCUGAAUCACGCAGCCAGUAAGAAGCUGGACCUCGAGGCCUGGUUUCCAGGUUCCUCUGCCUUCCGCGAGUUGGUGUCCUGCUCAAACUGCACAGACUACCAGGCACGGCGGCUGCGGAUCCGCUACGGGCAGACAAAGAAGAUGAUGGACAAGGCUGAGUAUGUGCACAUGCUGAAUGCCACCAUGUGUGCCACUACGCGGGUUAUCUGUGCUAUCCUGGAAAACUGCCAGACGGAGGAGGGCAUUGUGGUUCCUGAAAAGCUCCGCAACUUUAUGCCCCCAGGGUUGACGGAGAUCAUCCCAUUUGUGAAGCCAGCACCUAUAGAUCAGGAGCCAUCCAAGAAGCAGAAGAAGCAGCAGGAUGGUGGGAAGAAGAAGAAGCAGGCACAGGCGGACCAGGAAAUUCAAAGCCAAGUGGAGAAUAUGUCUGUCAACGACUCAUAGGGCAACCCUUUCCAUUCCCCUCCUUGCCAGAAGAACCCAGGGGGGUCAGCCUUUAUUUCCUGAUGUCAUAGAAGUACAGUGGCCAAAUCAUUGCAUUUAUGGUCCACCAGGGGGCACCACAUACCAGUGGCUCUUAAGUUAAACUAUGGACUAGGCUCAAUGGACGGUAAAAAAAUAGGUGUCUACUUAUUGCAUGCUUACACCUGAUGGAGGUUAAGUGUCCAACAGCAUCAGUGUUGUAAGUGAACCUUGUCCUUGUUAAAACAGUCACCUGCCACCCCCAUUGAGUGUAGUCCCAUGGCACUGGCUUUUCACCAUCUGCUUGGUUAACUGUUACUUUGAAGACUUAGAUGACGUCUUACAAACACACCUGCCCUCCCCGUCUUUAAUAUCAUGGUUGGCUUUUAUCGCGCUUCCUAUCCUGUCACUUUCUUCCAAAUGUCUUACAUCUCCAUAACUUGUGAAGGGAAUUGUACCAGUAUAUUCUUGGUCUGGUGGUCACUCUGCUGUAUUUUUUGGCUAUAUACAGCUUUUCUGGGGCUGCAGUGCAAUUUCAUAACAUAAUAAAAUUACCCCUCAACCAUAAAA
This is a messenger RNA of Paramormyrops kingsleyae, 2136 nucleotides long. It is a transcript of the gene sars1, whose product is annotated as seryl-tRNA synthetase 1. Gene Ontology annotation, biological process: seryl-tRNA aminoacylation. The record is from RefSeq and is a predicted model, not a curated record. Gene Ontology annotation, molecular function: ATP binding; serine-tRNA ligase activity. Lineage: Eukaryota; Metazoa; Chordata; Actinopteri; Osteoglossiformes; Mormyridae.